UCUUGGUUUUUCAUUUGGAAAAGACUGAUCCAUGCAGAGAUAUUGAGAGAGAGAACAAAAUGUAGUUAGGCUUUUAGUCACAUUCAGGCGCUGUUGUUAUUUGAUGGAGUAGGUAGAGAGGGAGAGAGGAUAAUCGAUCAAUGAUGAUCAUGUUUUUCACAUGGACUCAUUUGCCACCCUUCCUCUCCGUGCUCUUGCAGUCUUCAGGAAUGUCCUCAACGAAGAGCUUGUGAAGAGCGUUCAUGUCUACCUGUGCGAGAACGGGAAGGAAAUUACAGUGGAGAGGGAGUUCAUGUUUUGCCCCAAUUCAUACAAGCAAAUGACCCCUAUUCCCAACCUUGUUCAUGGCUCCUCUGGCUUUAAUAUUCAUAUCUUUAACAAUGUUGGGGCCAUUGUUGAAGCCAUUAGAGAAGGGCAACAGGUUGGCUUAUGGCUUUGUAUCCUCCUCUUCAAUUCUCAUCACCCACCUGUUUCUUCUCCACUCCCCGCCCUCCUCACCAUUUCCAGGAAUCCUAAAUUAAAAUCAAUACCAACAUUAGCCAACGAUCUUCAAAAGGUUUCUGAGUUCAGAUGUGCAAUUGAAGAUGAAGAAGUCAAUACAUUUGACCGUCAGGAAUCAACUAGAGUUUAUGAAUUUAAUUUUUUUGAUAAAUCACAAAUUGCGCCUGUUGUUCACACAGUUCCAUCACCUUCUUCAUUUGCCGAAGGUCUGUCUAAGAUUCAGCAUAUUGGGAACUCAAUACCAGUCAGAAAUAAGGUUUGGAAAAAUAGAGCCCCAACCAAGCAUGUUGCAAGCAUCGCUCUUUCUGAUCUUUCCAAGCACUUCAAUGUCCCCAUGGCUGAAGCGUCGAGGAACUUGAAGGUGGGCCUCACCGUUCUCAAGAGGAAAUGCAGAGAAUUUGGGAUACCUCGAUGGCCUCAUCGUAAGAUCAAAUCACUUGACAGUCUCAUACAUGAUCUCCAGGACGAGGUGAAGCGACAGGAGCGAGAGAAUGAGGCAGCAGCCAAAGCUGCAACAAAGAGGAGAAAGCUGUUGGAAAGAGAGAGGGAGACCAUUGAGAGGAGGCCAGCUUCGGAGAUUCAGAGUGAGACGAAGAGAUUCAGGCAGGAUGUGUUUAAGAGGAGGCACAAGGCCAAGGCUCUCUCCAACAAAGUAGCAACUUCCCUGAGGAUAUAAAUCUCGACAAGCCCCAUAGCCAACCCAACAGAGUCUCUCGUCUUAUAGUACUUUUAACCAAGAAGUACACUAGCAAUUGUAGGUAGUAAGGGGGAAAAAAGGAAAAGAAACAGACCCUCCGAGUUCAAUUUGGUAUGUAAGUUGUAUAUUUCUCUUUAGCAUGUAAGUUGUACAUAAAAUAUCUAAAGCAAAUAUCGCAACACCGGAUUUGACAACAAAAA
Amborella trichopoda is the source of this 1398-nucleotide messenger RNA. RefSeq names its product protein RKD5. Lineage: Eukaryota; Viridiplantae; Streptophyta; Magnoliopsida; Amborellales; Amborellaceae. The record is from RefSeq and is a predicted model, not a curated record. Gene Ontology annotation, molecular function: DNA-binding transcription factor activity.